UCACUGGGUCCGAAGGCAGGCAGGCAGUCCUGUGGCCGCACCACAGCCUGCUGUGCGGCUUCCCUGCGGUGCCCGGGCAUGGGGGCCCCCCGAGUCCCCACGCGGACCGUGCUCUUCCAGAGCGAGAGGAGCGGCCUGACCUACCGCGUGCCCGCGCUGCUGCCCGUGGCCCCGGGGCCCACCCUGCUGGCCUUCGCAGAGCAGCGGCUCAGCCCCACCCACCCUAAGGACCAUGGAGGCUGUAACCAGCAGCCCCUCCCGUCUGCAGACUGGGCCACAUUUGCCGUGGGCCCAGGCCACGGCAUCCAGCUGCGCUCGGGCCGCCUGCUGGUGCCGGCCUACACCUACCACGUGGACCGGCGGGAGUGCUUCGGCAAGAUCUGCAGGACCAGCCCCCACGCCUUCACCUUCUACAGCGAUGACCAUGGCCAGACCUGGCGCCAUGGCGGCCUCCUGUCCAACCUGCGCUCGGGCGAGUGUCAGCUGGCUGUGGUGGACGGAGGGCGGGCGGGCAGUGUCCUCUACUGCAAUGCCCGGAGCCCCCUGGGCAGCCGUGUGCAGGCCCUCAGCACAGAUGAGGGCACCUCCUUCCUACCGGGAGAGCUGGUGCCCACUCUGGCCGAGACGGCCCGGGGUUGCCAGGGCAGCAUCCUGGGCUUCCCAGCCCCACACUCUAAUAGGCCUGGCGAUGAGGGAUGGUCAGUGGGCUCCAGGAAGACUCCCUUUUCUCCAAAUCUCUGUCCUGGAGCCCACAAAUCCCCGAAGGAGUGGGCUGGAGACACCCAAAGGGGUGGGGGUGUUGAUGGGACAAAGGGAUGUGGGGGCGGGACAGAGCUAUCAGGGGAUCCUAGCCCAGGGCCUGAGCUCAGUGGGGACGGGAGGGCCUGGUCCCUGCAGCUCCCUAGGCUCCCUGCUGCCCUGCCUCAGAGCCCCACGUGGCUGCUGUAUUCCCACCCAGCGGGGCGCAGGGCUCGGCUCCAUAUGGGUGUCCACCUGAACAGGUCCCCCCUGGAUCCACACAGCUGGACGGAGCCUUGGGUGAUCUACCAGGGCCCCAGCGGCUACUCUGACCUGGCAUCCAUCGGGCCCACCCCUGAGGGCUCCCUGACCUUCGCGUGUCUAUAUGAGAGUGGAACCAGGGUGUCCUACGAGGAGAUCUCUUUCUGCGUGUUCUCCCUGCGUGAGGUCCUAGAGAAUGUGCUUCCGGGCCCCGAGCCAACAGGCCUGGGGAACAAGCCUUGGGAGCAGUGCUGGCCCUCCUGAAGGGCCCUCUGACCAGGCCUGGCCAGGUGCGUCCAGGAGGAGGGGGGAGGGCAAGGGUCUGAAUGGAGCUCUGGGUGAUCCCUCAAGAAGCACCUUUGACCUUCAACUUCUUCAUGGAGAGCCCUGAGGGUAGGUCUUCAUGAAGGGCCCUGUAUAAGGACACAGAAGUUCAGUUUUAAUACUGUCAGACAAGUAGGCAUUGAGAAGAGCUCACAGCUGGAAGCCAAGGGAGGUGGGCUCUCAGCCUUGUAGGGGCAGGAGAUGGGCAAGGGUGACUGGGAUGCUUGGACUCGAGCAAGGGGCUGCACUGUCCUGGUGUUUGGCUCUUUAAUCUCACUCUGUUUUCUGGUUUCUGGAUGGGAAAUAAAGGGGUUGUGC
Molecule: messenger RNA, 1641 nt
Organism: Myotis davidii
Lineage: Eukaryota; Metazoa; Chordata; Mammalia; Chiroptera; Vespertilionidae
Gene: NEU4
Product: neuraminidase 4 (sialidase)
Exons: 4
Coding region: 79-1263 (394 amino acids)
Biological process (GO): ganglioside catabolic process; oligosaccharide catabolic process
Cellular component (GO): lysosome; cytoplasm; membrane
Molecular function (GO): exo-alpha-sialidase activity
Source: RefSeq, a predicted model, not a curated record